GUCCAAGAGAAACAUAUAAAAAGACAGGUUACGCACAGCAAGUUAUCAAUUAUCAACGAUUCCAUCAUCAGUUCGGUUAUCUUUAUUGACGAAUACAAAAUGUGCAACUACGUCAAGACUUCCUGUUUAUUUAUGUUGCUGAUCCUGGCACUUGGAGUGGUUUCAGCUCAGCCAGCCAGGUUGGGAAAGCAGCUACAGAGGCAACAGGCAGCACCUUACCCAUCCGCCGAGGAACUUAAACCCGAGGUGCCGUUCGAGGAAGGGGUUCCUGAUCAGACGUAUGGACCUCCGGAUCUGACCUAUGGACCUCCCCCUGCCGAUGCAGUGGAGCAGCUGCCCAGCGACGAGGAGCCGCAGGAUUUCACACCCGAUCAGGAUGCAGAGGAGGUGCAACCCAGCCAGCAGGGUCCCGCCCGCCUCACGAAACAGACCAGAAGUCGUCAACAGGGAUUGAUUCUGCUCUCCUCGAGUCCUUUCCGAGUUCUGAGCUCCAAUGCAAUCCCCGUUCCCGUGGCCAUUCAAUCCCUGUGGUAGAAGCACUAAAGAAGAGACUUGAUAC
Molecule: messenger RNA, 559 nt
Organism: Drosophila ficusphila
Lineage: Eukaryota; Metazoa; Arthropoda; Insecta; Diptera; Drosophilidae
Exons: 1
Coding region: 100-534 (144 amino acids)
Source: RefSeq, a predicted model, not a curated record